Molecule: messenger RNA, 3311 nt
Organism: Pseudopodoces humilis (Tibetan ground-tit)
Lineage: Eukaryota; Metazoa; Chordata; Aves; Passeriformes; Paridae
Product: phosphatidylinositol 3,4,5-trisphosphate 3-phosphatase TPTE2
Biological process (GO): dephosphorylation; monoatomic ion transport; transmembrane transport
Cellular component (GO): membrane; cytosol
Molecular function (GO): monoatomic ion channel activity; phosphatidylinositol-3,4,5-trisphosphate 3-phosphatase activity
Source: RefSeq, a predicted model, not a curated record
AGACCAGCAGGGCAACAACAGGCAAAAUGACAGCUGUGAGGUAUGAACAAGGGACCCAGCCAAGAGAAUCAUCUGGUGCUGCUGUCUGAGAGGAGGGAUGUCUUUGAGAGAAAUAUGCUGUUUUGAUUCACUUCUUCUAUCCAACAGCUGAAGAGGCCACAGUAAAGAUUGAUAAUGGUCGUGAUGAGCGUAAUGGACCAGACAGCUUUUCCAAUGCAACUAGGAGAAAAGUUACCCCAUUUGUGAUGUCAUUUGGAUUCAGAGUCUUUGGAGUUGUACUUAUCUUUGUGGACAUUAUAAUUGUGAUUCUGGAUCUGGCUGUCAGUGAGACAAAGAAGGGUACAGAGAUUCCUGAGUUUGUUUCCCUGGCAAUAGCACUCUUCUUUCUCAUCGAUGUUCUCCUGAGGGUGUUUGUUGAAGGCUUCAGGAACUAUUUCCAGUCCAGACUGAAUAUUUUGGAUGCAUGUAUAGUGGUGGGCACCCUGUUAAUAAAUUUGACGUACGCCUUCUUAGACCUUAAUGUAGCAGAGGAGAUACCAAGAAUGGUUAUUUUCCUCCGAAUUCUGAGAAUUGUCAUCUUGGUAAGAGUAUUUCUCCUGGCUUCACAAAAGCAGCAUCUGGAAACGGUGACCAGGAGAAUGGUCUCUGAAAACAAAAGACGUUAUAUGAAAGACGGCUUUGAUCUGGAUCUCACUUAUAUUACUGAUCGAAUUAUUGCAAUGUCAUUUCCAUCUUCUGGGAAGCAGUCUUUCUACAGGAAUCCCAUAAAGGAAGUUGCAAGAUUUUUGGACACCAAACAUCCAAACCACUAUAAAGUCUACAAUCUCUGCAGUGAGAAAGGCUAUGACCCCAAGUACUUUCACUACAGGGUGGAAAGGAUCUUCAUUGAUGACCAUAACGUCCCAACACUGCAGGACAUGCUGAAAUUCACUGCCAGUGUCCGUGAAUGGAUGAGUCAAGACGAGAAGAACAUCAUAGUAAUUCACUGUAAAGGAGGAAAAGGCAGAACUGGGACAAUGGUCUGUACCUGGCUCAUAGACAGUGACCAGUUUGAGAGCGCAAAGGAAAGUUUGGACUACUUUGGGGAGAGAAGAACUGAUAGAAGCACGAGUACCAAGUUUCAAGGAGUUGAAACUCCCUCACAGAGUAGGUAUGUUGGGUAUUAUGAGAUCCUGAAAAACAAGUAUAACUUGAAGCUCCCACCAGAGAGACAACUCAAAAUAAAAAACCUCAAAAUCCACAAUGUACAUGGAAUUGGGAAAGGCAAUGGAACUGAUUUGAAGGUGCAGAUAAUAAUAAGGAAGCAAGUUGUACUACAGUGUGUAUGUGCCAAUCAAAAAAACUGCAAGCUCUUCUUUGAUUCUGAAAGUGACUCUGUAGUCAUUGGCUUGGAAGACUGCCCUGUCCUAAGCGGUGAUGUGAAAGUCAGAUUUGAAUGCAAUUCUGCUCUCCCAAAAGGCUAUGAUGACUGCCCGUUCUUUUUCUGGUUCAACACUUCCUUUAUUGAAAAUAACAGACUCUACCUUACCAGGAAUGAGCUGGAUAAUCCUCACAAAUCUAAAACAUGGAAAGUCUAUAGUGAGACAUUUGCUGUGGAAGUGAACUUUAUUGAUCCAUAGGGGAAGACUGAAAGAAGGGAAACAUGUAAAAUUAAUCUCUUUCCUGGAGAAUGUCUUGCUGUUUCAGCAAAAGUGAAGCAGUGUUAUUUGUAUGUACUUAAUGUAUUUCUAUGUAGAUACAACUUCUCAAAUAAAGUUACAUCAAGUUCUGUUGUGCAGGGCAAAAAGACUCUGAAGAGUUACUUAAUUCACAGGCUGUUGAAUUCUUGGAGUUUAGAUAUCUCUGCAUACAGCUAAUUCCUGUUUGAGUAAUCUAAGACAAUUACCUGUCUCGAAGUAUGAGCAUUAAUCAUGAUGGUGGAUGAAGACCAGCAGUCUGUGUGAGACUGGAAAAACCUGACAUGACUCUCUCAGCAUUGAGGUUUUCCACAGAUCAGUAGAAUAUGGGAAUUUUGAGGGAGAAAUAUUUAUCUCCCUCUGUUGGGUUGUUUCUUCUUGAGCAGAAGCCUUGGUAUUGAACUGCUCUUUAUCAGUAACCAGUGAUGUAGGUCUUUGAGCAACACCUGGCCUGGGAGCUGCUUGUGGAGGUUGGAGACUGCACAGCUGUGUUUCUACUGCUUUACCUCCCUACAAAGGGCUGCAAUGGCCAGUUGCCCUAAGGCUUAAGUCUGGUUCUCAUCAGCUCCUGAGCAUUCAAGCUGUCUGGAAUCAGCAUGGCUGCCUUAAUACCUGCAUUGAGGGGGUUGAUCCGUGAACAAAUGGUGCAAAUGCUUACUGGCUCCUCUUGAGUUGUACUAAGACCUGUAAUGCACAAACUUCCAGGAUGCUUAUUCUGCUUCCAACUAUUCUCAGCAGAGCAGCUCUUCUGUGGACACUGUGCCUUCAUUUGUGUGGAAUGUGUUGAGGUGUUAGCUUCUUGGGUCUGCUGCUUCAUUAAUCUUUUUGUUGUUGGGAACCAAAAAGUGGAAGUGUUAUAGCUUUUCAGUUAAUGAAAUAAGCCCAGGUUAUAUAAUAAGCAGAGGUCAUAUACCUCCCCUGUGCUUACUUGAAGGUAGUUAUGUACUAUGAAGUACACCAUGUGUGGACUCAACUUCUGCUAUUGCUAUGUAUUUACCUCAGUGCCCAUGUGAAUGUGGCUAGGGGCUAAAAAAGGAUGCCCUUUUAUUGCAGCUACAAGUGGCUGAUUCCCAAGUUCGUUUUGGCUUAGCUCAGGCUAUUGGAUAUUUCUGUCCUAGGAUGCCCUUUUGUAUAGUUGGCAGGGUGACCCAUCUUCCUGCUAAGGGAGUAAGCCAGUUCCCUCAGAUAGCAGCAGCAGAGGCUGUAACAGCAAGUCACAUUUUUCUAGCUGAAGCACAUGCAUUUAACUAAAAACUAAUGUGUAAGCAGGAAUGAGGAACAAAAUAGCUGUACAAGGGAUAUACUAUGUUUCUCUUGGAGAUCCAGGCACCACUGCUCAGAAGAGGGUAACAGUAGGCCCUGCCUCCCUGUUGUACUGACCUUCACAGAGUAGUGGGCAUUCAUCCCUUACCUAUGUGGAAUUUACAUGACCUGUUCUGGACUCCUGGACUUUCUGAUGGAAAACCUUAUAGCCUGUAUUGUGGUAAUCUAGAAAUCUGGAAUUUGAUGUGAACCCUAAUACUAGAACUGAUUUUGGUACUAACAAAACAGCAGGCCAAGUGCUGAAAUACGGGUUUCAUUUUCCAUAGAUGUAAAAUCAGCAGUUGCUUCAUAGCACCUUACUCUAGUUGGCCC